AUGCAGCGCAUCUACAUGCACAGCAAUGAACACUUUGAAGUCUUCACCACCGUCCUGGCUCCACAAGGUGAGUAUCGAUACAGAGCAGAAGCUGAAAAGAUGGUAGUGGUGCACAGAUACAGACCCCACUGGCCUGAUGAGCUGGAGCUGAGUCCGGGUGACGUCAUCCUGGUUCUGUCCAAGCAUGAGGAGGGGAGGUGGUUUGGGCUGCUGCAGGACGGCCAGCGGGGCUACUUCCCCGCCUCCUGUGUGAUGGAGCUGAGCCAGAUCAAUCUUCCUCCAAAAGCCAUUCGAAGGAGUGUCUCCCUGAGAAGCUCAUCUUCUGACGAUCCACGCUGCAGACAAGGAAAUGGACACAUUCUGCAGGCGCUCAAGAGGGGGAGCCGAAGUGGAGGAGGAGGAGGAGGAGGAGGGGUGGGCAUGGAUGGGGGCCAAGGCCAGAGUGAGGUUCCCUUCCUGGUGCGGAGGCCCCAGCUCUCUCCGCCCCAGCCCGGGGUGGCCUCCCAACCUCAGAUGCACAGAUCCCCUAACUUGCUCCACAGGAUCCUGUCCAAGUGCCGGAAAAAGAAUGAAUGCCAGGGAGCCACCAACGGGGCCUUCGAGGGCGACUGA
This is a messenger RNA of Cheilinus undulatus (humphead wrasse), 612 nucleotides long. Its product is annotated as SH3 domain-containing kinase-binding protein 1. NCBI's taxonomy places the organism in Eukaryota, Metazoa, Chordata, Actinopteri, Labriformes, Labridae. The record is from RefSeq and is a predicted model, not a curated record. Gene Ontology annotation, molecular function: protein binding. Bases 1 to 612 code for a protein of 203 amino acids. The transcript has 5 exons.